Cucurbita pepo subsp. pepo (vegetable marrow) is the source of this 2869-nucleotide messenger RNA. RefSeq names its product protein NUCLEAR FUSION DEFECTIVE 4. Gene Ontology annotation, cellular component: membrane. The record is from RefSeq and is a predicted model, not a curated record. Lineage: Eukaryota; Viridiplantae; Streptophyta; Magnoliopsida; Cucurbitales; Cucurbitaceae.
UCCGUAGAAAAAAAAGGAAAAAGGAUAAUCAGAAUAGACAAAUGAUUUUACACUCUAAUUUCAUCCCGAUUCCCACCAACGCGGGAAAUCAUGGUUAACCCAUUUCUUGAUGGAAUCGGAUAAUUCCCAAUCGAUUGGGACUACGAGUCCACAGGUAACUUCGCCAUUACUGAAAACUCAAGACAGGUGUGAGCAAGUCGAAGACGAUCCAAGCAGAAUUAAAGUGGAGUAGGGAGUUCGAGAGAUUCAUAAGCUUCACUCGAUGAACAGAUAGGGGAAGAGGAAGAGGAAGAGGGCCAGGCAAAUUCAAUUCAACGGAUUGGAAAUGGAGAUUUCCCGUUUCAAUAACAAGUGGGUAUCAACAGUAGCCAGCGUAUGGAUUCAGUGCACCAGUGGGUCUCUCUACACCUUCUCCAUCUACUCGCAAACCCUCAAGUCAACUCAGGGUUACGAUCAGUCCACUUUGGAUAUCGUUUCUGUCUUCAAAGACAUCGGUGUCAAUUGCGGCGUCCUCGCGGGCUUUCUCUACUACUAUGCCACCGCUGAUGGUGGUGGUAGUCGGCCGUGGAUUGUUCACUUAGCCGGUGCAAUUCAGUGCUUCUUGGGUUAUUUCCUUAUGUGGGCUGCCGUUGCUGGCGUCUUUCCUCGCCCGCCGCUUCCCGCUAUGUGCUUUUUCAUGUUGGUGGCUGCUCAUGCUCAGAGCUUCUUCAAUACGGCUAACGUUGUAACUGGCGUUCGGAAUUUCCCCAGUUAUAGUGGGACGAUUGUCGGAAUCAUGAAGGGGUUUCUUGGUUUGAGUGGAGCAAUAUUGAUUCAAGUAUACGAGACAAUAUUUAAUGAACAACCUACUUCGUUUCUUCUAAUGCUGGCACUGCUUCCGACCCUUAAUUCCUUAUUGUUCAUGUGGUUUGUGAGAAUUCACAAUGCAGACGAUGAAGUUGAUAAAAAGCAUCUAAAUUCCCUAUCCAUAGUUACUCUGUUCCUUGCUACUUACCUUAUGCUCAAGAUUGUUCUAGAGCAUAUUUUCACUUUCCAGUUCCCUCUACAAGUUGCUUCAUUUAUUCUACUUCUGAUAUUGCUUGCUUCUCCUCUAUAUGUUGCAAUUAGAGCCCAACAGAGAGAAUCCAGAAAGAUUUUGCACCCUUCUGUUACUGAGAGUGAUCAGCUGAUUAGUCGCUCCAAUCAAGAGAGCGAGGAUUUCGACAAUGAACGGAGAAGGGAAUCUGAAGAAAGCCUGAACCUCUUUCAAGCUUUAUACACCAUAGACUUCUGGAUAUUAUUUUUUGCAACAGCUUGUGGCAUGGGAACAGGGUUAGCCACAGUGAAUAAUAUCAGCCAGAUAGGAUUAUCUCUUGGUUACACAAGCUUGGAGACAACUAUUUUGGUUUCCCUGUGGAGCAUCUGGAAUUUUUUUGGUCGUUUAGGAGCUGGAUAUGUAUCGGAUUAUUUUCUCCAUGCCAAAGGGUGGGCUAGGCCAUUAUUCAUGUUCAUCACUCUGGCAACCAUGAGCAUUGGACAUGUAGUGAUUGCCUCUGGUCUGCCUGGUGCUCUUUUCGCUGGUUCGGUGCUAGUGGGCGUUUGUUAUGGGUCUCAAUGGUCAUUAAUGCCAACAAUUACUUCUGAAAUAUUUGGUGUUGUACACAUGGGUACUAUAUUCAAUGCCAUUACAAUAGCAAGCCCUAUUGGAUCUUAUAUAUUUUCAGUUAGAGUUAUUGGGUAUAUGUAUGACAAGGAAGCAUCAGGUGAAGGAGAUACUUGUACUGGAGCUUACUGCUUCAUGUUAUCAUUUCUGAUUAUGGCUUUUGCCACCCUUUUGGGCUCUUUGGCAGCCCUUGGCUUAUUUUUCUGGAGAAGAAGUUUCUACGAUCAAGUUGUUUUUAGAAGGCUGCAACACUCAUCGAGUGGAUAAAGGAGUAAAUACUACAUACGACAUGCAAAGUGAAAUAUGGAGGCUUUCCUGGUCACUGCUAAUAAGUUUUCAACCAGCUAUCCUGAACUCGUAGCAGAAUGCAUUUGGAGGAGGAAUAUUCCAAAUGAGAGGUAUCAAAAUAUUGGCAUAUACCAUAUUGGGCAUCUGGGAAUUACGGAAGGAUAGAAACAGCAUAGUUUUCAAUGGGGUCAACAAGGGGGAUGCUCAAUAUUUUGAAAUGGUUGUUUAUAAUAACACUUCCAAGUGCAGUGCUUACACAAGAGCUUUCUGUAACCACACUAGAUCCUUGUAUAAAUUGGAGUUCUUUCUGUAAUCACUAGUCCUUCACGUGGCUAUUCUUCGCCUGGUUUUUGGAGCUCUGAUUUCAGGUCCCAGCAUUCGUCCGAGUCAGAGGACUCCUAUCUUGAAAGCACAAUCAAAAUUGUCUCUGCUAACUUCUGCAGUGCCCGCCCGUCCUACACAUAUGCUGUCGUGAAGCAAGAACCAGCCAGAAUGGAUGGCUCUUACAUGGCUUUCUGGAUGACAUGAAAUCCCCUAGCUCACUUGAUUGGGGAUAGAGUCAGUGUUCAUCAAGUGCAAGAGAAAGGAGCUUCAAUCUUCUAGGAUUCGAUCGACCGUGUUACUGUUGCUUCGUAGUUGGAAGCCUACCAUUUAUUCAUUGAGUUGAAAAAGAAGAAAAGAAGCUUAAGCUAUGGCAGUAAGAAGCUGUAAUUUGAGGGGAGGGCAUAAAUAUCUGCAGAUCUUGUUUGCUGCUCGGCUUGUUCUUCGAGUCCCGCUUCUUCCUUCCCCUCUCACCCCGAUCUACUGACCAAUGUAAAUAGUUGGCAUCUCUUCUGCCUGAUAACGUGAAGAAGUGGGCAUCAAAUAAAUGUGUUGAUAAUGUAUAGGAAUAUGAAAUCUGCACCAGGUGAUGGGCAAAUGAAGCAACAGUUUACAAAA